AAUAAAACGUUUGAAAGUCCAUGAAGGUGAACAGAAGUAACAUAAUUUCACAGAAGAAUGUUAUUACUGGUUCUGAGCACCUUGUUGCUGUGGGGAGAGACGUUCUCUGACACAACCGUCACGAUCUACAACGAGUGGCUCGCCCAGGGUGGACGUCUCCAUUAUGAAGUUGAGAGAUGGAACAAAAUUAAUGGCCUCACGCAGUUGAACCUCAUUCCAAAGAUUAAAUCUAUCGGAGCCGCUCCUGGACGUUGGGUAAACAGAGACCUGAGAGAUGAUCUCUUCCCAAAUUGGCCUCAAAACCCACAUCGCCAUGGUUACCCAGAUCCUGCCUACCUCCAGGACCAUGCACUCCAAGCAAAGACAUUCGGAUGGUAUGUGCAACAAUUGAACGAAUAUGGGAACUACAUCGACAACAUGGUCUGGAACAUAGAAGGUCAGCACUGGCCCAGCUGGAUAGAUAAGUCUCACCACAAUGGAAAAUUUCCAAACAACGUUGACGCUGCGUCAGAGUUUGUGUCACUGAUGGUUCAGAGUGCCAAGGACUACACAUCAGGACGCCUUCCCUACAUGUUUGAAGCCCUCAAUGAACCUGAUUGGGUGGAAAACAUUAUUAACCCACAAACGAAUAUAGACUUCCACAAGGCCGUCGCCGACAAGCUGAAAUCAAGAUUUGGAAUGAAAGUUGCGGGGCCAUCGUACACCAGUAUGGCCUUACGACAAGGAGAUGAAAAUAACUUCGCCUACUGGAAGAGAACUGCUAAGUUUCUGGACAUGUCUCUUGAUCACCUGGACUUUUUCUCUUUCCAUUCCUACAACUAUUUGCAAAUGGCGGGUGCAAACCACACCUUCUUUGGCAUCAACGAAGCUCGUCUGGUUGCUACUCUUGACAUGGUAGAGAAUUACUCUCAUCAAAAGAAAGGAAAAAAUGUUCAGUUAGUCAACACAGAAUUUGGAUUAGGUUUAGAUAACCUGGUAGGAGUGGACCGCGAAUUUGAAAAUGCAAUGACAGACUUUGAAACCAUUUAUCAACCAAACGGCUUCAUGUUUACUUUCCUUAACCUGAGAGAGUUUAUAGACAGAGUUACAAUCUUUCUCCUCUCAAAUGAGCAAUUCCCGGGUCAUACUGCCCUUCGAAAUUCCCUAUUUACAAAGGAUGGUCAUCCCCUUGAAAUGACCAAAUUCUUCCUGUUUUGGAAAAACUUUGUUUAUGAUCAAAGGUUUCUCCGAGUUUCAAGUGAAUACAAUGGACAGGAGCGAAUAGUUUCACCACUUGCCCUUGCAAACCCUCACACCAAAGAGAUGGUAGUUCUUCUGCACAACUAUGGCAGCAAAUUUGAGAAUGUAAAACUUGACUUUCCAAACAGUUGGAUCAACCCUUCUACAGGUGAAGAAACAUGCAUUCUGUUCGAAAACGGUAAGCCAACUAUGAAUUCCGAUUACUCUUUCGAUAGAUCUAAGCUUCAUGGCACCGUUGGUCUCCCCGGAUCCUCAACCUGCUUCUACAAGUUUAAAACCAACUACAACUUUAACGGAAUACGCACGGAUAACGAGAUCACAUACUAUGGCAAGGACAUGCUCAUCCCCAUCAGCAACGGGCAUGCGCAGACAACCAUCCAUCUACCCAGCUCUGGCUACCAUACAUCUUAUCUUAGAGUGGGAGCUAGCAGAGACAAGAAUGCCAAUGCAAAACCUCAUAGUGUUGUUUUCAAUGGCCACACGCUGUCUACAAGCUACAUGCUGUUUGAUGCUUCGAAGAUUGUGGGGAAAACAAAAUGGAACGUGUGGGUGUUCAUGGUCCCCCCCUCUCAGAUGAAAACAACAAACACCGUCAGCAUGACCUAUGAUGGAAACGGUGGCCACGUGACAUCCGUCGCACUCGUUGCUGGAAAACUUCAGUAGAUAAAAUUCUUAGAAACAA
Molecule: messenger RNA, 1921 nt
Organism: Haliotis rufescens (red abalone)
Lineage: Eukaryota; Metazoa; Mollusca; Gastropoda; Lepetellida; Haliotidae
Exons: 3
Coding region: 58-1902 (614 amino acids)
Source: RefSeq, a predicted model, not a curated record